Molecule: messenger RNA, 3950 nt
Organism: Ornithorhynchus anatinus (platypus)
Lineage: Eukaryota; Metazoa; Chordata; Mammalia; Monotremata; Ornithorhynchidae
Product: integrator complex subunit 6-like
Biological process (GO): snRNA 3'-end processing
Cellular component (GO): integrator complex
Source: RefSeq, a predicted model, not a curated record
AGUGAACAGAGGCAGCUCCCAGUCCGGAGCCGGCGCUCCAGGCAGCGGGUGCGGCGGCCAAAGGCAGCGGAGGCGGAGGCGGAGGCGGCGGCGGCCAAAGGCACCGGAGACGACGAUAGGAGCCGUGCUGGUGGCCGGGAGGGGGGCGGUGCUGGAGGACACACAUACACCCUUCUCUCCAAGUCCCAUCGCGGGGGGGGGGGUGUGUGCAGAAAGAGGCGAGGAGUCGUCGCCCUCUUCUCCCCCCCCUCCUCCCGUCACUGCCCCCUUCUCCCUCCCCCGGCCCUGUGUGUGUAGAGUGAGUGCGGAGCGGCAGGCAGGCAGGGCACCAGGGGGCAGAGGGGGUGGGGGUGGGGGGCUAGGGGGAAGAUGCCUAUCCUACUGUUCCUCAUAGACACGUCCGCCUCCAUGAACCAGCGCACUGACCUGGGCACCUCCUAUCUGGACAUUGCCAAAGGCGCUGUGGAGAUAUUUAUGAAGCUGCGUGCCCGGGACCCGGCCAGCCGCGGAGACAGGUACAUGCUGGUCACAUACGAUGAGCCUCCGUACUGCAUCAAGGCUGGUUGGAAGGAGAACCAUGCCAACAUUCAUGAUGAACUGAAAAAUCUGCAGGCUUCAGGACUGACUACACUUGGUCAGGCUCUAAGAUCCUCAUUUGAUUUGUUAAAUCUCAAUAGAUUAGUAUCUGGAAUAGACAAUUAUGGACAGGGAAGGAAUCCAUUUUUUUUAGAACCAUCUAUUUUAAUUACUAUCACAGAUGGAAACAAGUUAACAAAUACUGCUGGUGUUCAAGAAGAGCUUCAUCUUCCCCUCAAUUCUCCUCUGCCUGGAAGUGAGCUAACCAAAGAACCUUUCCGAUGGGAUCAAAGGUUAUUUGCCCUAGUACUACGUUUGCCUGGAGCGGCUUCUGCGGAACCAGAGCAGUUAGGGAGUGUACCCACUGACGAAUCUGCCAUCACACAGAUGUGUGAAGUAACAGGAGGUCGCUCCUAUUGUGUUCGGACACAAAGAAUGUUGAAUCAAUGUUUAGAAUCUCUGGUUCAGAAGUUCAGAGUGGGUGUUGUUAUUAACUUUGAGAAGACGGGACCAGAUCCAGUUCCUUCAGGAGAAGAUGGACUUAUAGAUUCGGGUAGGCCAGUCAGUUCAUUUGCUGUUCAGCCAUGGCAUAGUUGUCAUAAGCUCAUCUAUGUACGGCCUAACCCUAAAACCGGUGUUCCUGUUGGACACUGGCCCAUUCCAGAAUCUUUUUGGCCCGAUCAAAAUUCACCUACACUGCCUCCAAGAACAUCUCAUCCAGUUGUGAGGUUCUCCUGUAUAGAUUGUGAACCAAUGGUUAUUGACAAACUUCCUUUUGACAAAUAUGAACUUGAACCAUCACCCUUAACUCAGUACAUCCUGGAACGGAAGUCUCCCCACACCUGCUGGCAGGUAUUUGUGAGUAGCAGUGGAAAAUACAGUGAACUUGGACAUCCAUUUGGUUAUUUAAAAGCGAGCACUACUUUAACCUGUGUAAACCUCUUUGUGAUGCCUUACAACUACCCUGUCUUACUCCCUCUUUUAGAUGAUUUGUUUAAAGUUCACAAGCUUAAGCCAAAUCUGAAGUGGCGACAGGCUUUCGACAACUACUUAAAAACUAUGCCUCCUUAUUUCUUAUUGCCAUUAAAGAAAGCACUAAGGAUGAUGGGAGCUCCAAAUCUGAUAUCAGAUAAUUUAGAUUGUGGACUUAGUUACAGUGUUAUCUCUUACCUUAAAAAACUCAGCCAACAGACCAAAAUUGAAUCAGAAAGAAUAAUAGCGUCGGUGGGAAAGAAAGCCCCUCAGGAGACUGGAAUUAAAGUGAAAAAUCACUCCACUGGAUUGUCUUUAGUUCAUAGUAAAGAUUUUAAACAGCUACUGCAAGGAAUUACAGGUGAAACUCCACUGAGAUUAACAGAAAUGAACAUUAAAGAGUUUGCUGGUUUCCAAAUAGGACUCUUAAACAAGGAUUUGAAACCUCAGGCAUAUAGGAAUGCUUAUGAUAUUCCUCGUAGCAGUCUUUUAGACCAGUUAACUAGAAUGAGAUCUAAUUUACUGAAAACCCACAAGCUUAUUGUUGGACAAGAUGAAGAUUGCCUUCAUAGUGUACCAGUAGCUCAGAUGGGUAACUAUCAGGAGUAUCUGAAGAUGUUGCCUUCUCCACUUCGAGAGAUUGAUCCAGAUCAACCAAAAAGACUUCAUACUUUUGGCAAUCCCUUUAAACAAGAUAAGAAGGGAAUGAUGAUCGAUGAAGCGGAUGAGUUUGUGACAGGUCCACAGAACAAAAUUAAGCGUCCUGGAGAACCAAAUACUCCAGCCUCAUUGAAAAGAAGGCGGAGCAUGUCCCCUCUGUUAAGAAGACCGCAGACACCCCCUAUAAUAACUAACCACGUUGGAGGAAAAGGACCACCUUCGCCCUCGGGAUCUCCAUCUUAUCCAAACCUCAUAAAGCCCAUCCCAGUACUUAAAGACACCAGUGCAGUUCAAGAUGGUAAUGGAGAGAAGAUAGAAAACUGUCAGUCACAGGAUAAGCAAGUCGAUGGCUUGUCAUCACAGUUGGUUUCAUCGGGUCCUGCAGUUAUUGGGGAAGAUGGAAUUCUACCAAAUGACCUGGACUCUCUGCCUAAUGAAAUGAAUUGUUUAAGUGAAGAUGGACUGGAUCACAAACCUGGUAGCAAUUCACUUGUUAGAGGAUCUGUAAACUACAGUCAUUCACUAGAUGACCAAAAAGUGGUGGUGGAGGAGUCAACUUCUGGAACGGUGCCAAGUGCAUUGAAAAUCACCCAUAGUAUGAUAGAAGGGAAUAAUGCUGAUAUCAAAAUUAAAGUAAUGAAGGAGGUUCGCAAGCCCGGAAGAAAUUAUGAAAAGAUCUUCACUUUGCUCGAGGAAGUACAAGGACCUGUGGAAAUCCAGAAAUACUUCAUCGAAUUUACUAUCAAGGAAGCAGCAAGGUUUAAAAAACGAGUCCUAAUACAACAUCUAGAGAGAAUACUAGAAGAACUAGAUUUCAACAGUCUCCCCAAGAGAGUUAAUCAUGUCAACAGCAGAUAAUAGCGAAUCGCCAGACAAAUACGGACCGGGGAUGAGUUUGCUGUGCUGCAGAAGAGUGGGACAGGGUGUGGCUAGCACCCUCGCUACGCUUGGCGGUCAAGGGACUUCACUGCCAGCCUGAGAAGAAGCAGUGGAGCUUUAACUUUACGAACCACUUGUCAGCAGGAGCUGGGCAAUGGCCGUAUGAAUUUGCUCUGAAAGGUGUGGCUUUUUUGUCUGUGGAGGGUGCUAUUCGUUCAGCACGCUGAAGACAAUAACCAUUGCUGCCCCUCCUACAGGUGAUGAGAGUUUACUCAUUUGAACUUUGUCAUUUUAAGACAUUUCUGGGCCCCAGGCAGCAUGCCACGUUAGAAGUGUGGCCCUGUCUGCACUCUGUGGAAAGACGCUCUGUGUUCAGACUCGAGUGGCGAUAUUGCAUGUUGCCACAGCCAAAUACCAGAGUAAUGUUUCUGAGAACAUAGCCAUGCCUUUAGACUGUGCAAGUUUCAGUGUAGAUUGAAUCAAACAGUAAAGAAACUGCUAUUCUGUAGUCAUGAGAAGUAAAGGCAGCCCUGUGACUGUUUCCUCCUGGUGGUCACUAAACAAUCUACCUCAGACUCUCUUCUGUUUUGUCUACAGACAUUAUGAAAGUGCACCUGAGGCUUCCCAGGUCCCUGACUUCAGUUGUCUUUCAUCCUGUGAGGACGGAGACUCUUCAGGUGGACUUGCACACGCUGUGCUUUGGAAGCACUAAAAGAAUGUUUUUAAAACGUGUAUUUUACAUUUAAUGUUCAUACAAAAGAUUAUUUUGAACAGUAUUGUUAUGAGAUCAUUAAUUUGAUAUUUUAACUGUAAAAAUUUUGGACCAUGUGUACAUACAAAAUAAAAAUUUUAUCAAUUUUUAA